UAGUUCAUGGACUCCUCGAUUAACGAGAUACGUCAAAUUGGUGUCAAGUUUUGGAUGAUAGUAUGUAGUAUAGAAAAGCUUGUUGUCUAUACAAGUAGAGAUUCUCGUUAAAACAUAUUUAAUAAAAAAAUAUUAUUAAUAAAAAGGAUAAAAAAUUAACGACAUGAAUCAUUCGAAGAAUGAUAAAUAUUUGUUAAAAACGUCAAGACAAUACAACGUUGUAUUUGUAUAGAAUAAGACGAGGUGUCUAAUAGGGUGAUGGUAAAGAGUUGAAAGGGGUGAAAGAGUAGAAGGAGAAGGUGGAGUUGGAGGAAGAGGUAGAGAAAGAAGAAGAAGAAGACGAGCAGUUGGAGGAAGAGGUGGAAGGGGAAAAGAAAAAGGAGGAGGAGCUUAUCUACAGUGCAGAUCGCGAGGGCGCGGGGCCGCGACCCUGAGCCCGAUACGCGCAAUAUUAUCCUGGACAGCGAACCUGUAAUAGUAGUGUAGUGUGGUAAAUGCAAUCGAAUGCAUUGGAGUAUUUAUCGACGAAAGUCUUAUUCGUUUUGAAUAAAAAGUGAGAUAUCAGGAUAGUUUAAUACGGUGCGAGAGAUAUUAAUGUGGUAAAAGGUCAAGAGUUCAUGAUCGGUUAAACGGAAAGGAACGAUGAUCUGGAUCUUAUGUAGAGUUUGAUGAUAAACCAUCUUACUUCGUUUUUUCUUUAAUAUCUCUGAAUAAAGAUUUCAAAUAUCAAAGCAUUUUUGUGUAUACAAGUAUAUAAGAAAUAUUUUUAUUAAGGUGUGUCGAAAGAAAGUGUUAGCAAAUAGUAAAAGUGUAUGCGACUGUGCGACGAGUGAUAGUUUUUUCCCUCCUCCCCACUCCUCCCCCUUACCACAUCUUAGAAUUAUCUUUUAGCCUUCUUUUUUUUCUAUUCUGUGAAAGUGUUACUUGUGCAUAAUCGUUUAUCGGACGACUCAAAAAUGCCGCUCUUUGGUAAGAAGGAUUCUAAUAAAAAAAUGAAGAAAGAUGGGAAAGACGAUAAAUCACCAUCCGUCGAAGAUAAAUAUAUUUUAAAGGAAUUGCUUGGAACGGGUGCUUUCUCCGAAGUAAGAUUAGCAGAAAGUAAAGAAAAACCUGGUCAAAUGUUCGCUGUCAAGAUUAUUGAUAAAAAGGCAUUGAAAGGAAAAGAAGAUUCUCUAGAAAAUGAAAUCAAAGUAUUAAGGAGGUUCAGUGAAAGAGUGACACCACAGAGUGGUGCUGGACUCCUCAAGUCGGAUAGUAGUGGCGAAACAGGAUGGUUAACACAUCCUAAUAUAGUACAGCUAUUGGAAACUUAUGAAGACAAGAUUAAAGUGUACUUAGUUAUGGAGUUAGUUACUGGCGGCGAGCUUUUUGACAGAAUAGUUGAGAAAGGUUCCUAUACAGAGAAAGAUGCCUCAGGUUUAAUAAGACAAGUCUUAGAAGCAGUUGAUUAUAUGCAUGAACAAGGUGUUGUUCAUAGAGAUCUUAAACCAGAAAAUCUCUUAUAUUAUAGUCCAGAUGAAGAUAGUAAGAUUAUGAUUAGUGAUUUUGGUUUAUCAAAAAUGGAAGAUUCAGGAAUAAUGGCUACUGCUUGUGGUACACCAGGAUAUGUUGCUCCUGAAGUACUUGCUCAGAAGCCAUAUGGUAAAGCAGUUGAUGUUUGGAGUAUAGGUGUCAUCUCGUAUAUUCUUUUAUGCGGAUACCCUCCAUUUUAUGAUGAAAAUGAUGCCAAUCUCUUUGCACAGAUUCUAAAAGGUGAAUUUGAAUUUGAUUCACCAUACUGGGACGAUAUCAGUGAUUCAGCUAAGGAUUUCAUACACAAGUUGAUGUGCGUCAAUGUUGAGCAACGCUAUACAUGCAAACAGGCCCUAGCACAUCCUUGGAUUUCUGGAAACGCAGCUAGCAAUAAAAAUAUCCAUGGCUCCGUAGGAAAGUCUCCCUCUUCUCUCAUGGUUCCAGCAAGCGUAUCAUGCAACCACGGUCAUACGUCAGAUGCAGAGACUGGCACUCAACAGCGGCCAGCAGCAACAGGGCCCAGGAUCAGGCCCUUGCAGCGGCAACCUCACGCCGUGUCCCGAUCAAUCGCAAACCAAUCCCAGCAACCAUCAGCACAGACCACUGGGACCUCCAAACAACCUCAAUUGAAGGAUAUUCUUGAGCCAUCAUUGUCCACACCAAACUUGGUGGCUUUGCCAACCUCUCCCAUUCCACUUACUCCUAGCUCUCCAUUAUACUUACGCAGUAAACGCUUUAAAUUAUGGGGCAGUACACGCACUGCUCUCUCUACUCUUUUUCGAGUGAAUGUCUCGUAUCUUAGGAAACAAAGGAAAUAUAAAAAAAGUUGAAUCUCAAUGCUAAACAUUCUCUAGAAGUUAAUGUCAAUGAAAUAUAACGCUUUGUAAUCAUUAUUUACAAGGUGUGAAAGAGCUACAUUACCUCAAGCUAAAAUGCUUUAUUACAAUUUCCUAUGACAUAGUGAAAUGCUGAUUAUGUAUAGUAUACAAAUUAAUGGAUUGCACGAUGAAUCACAGUUUUCACAUACUGUUUCUUGCCUUUUUAAAAACUGGGAUAAUUAUUUCCUUUUUUUUUUCGAUUUUUAAAAAUACUUGUAUAUAAAGAUUAAAUGCUAUUUGUGUUGAACAUUAUUAAAUGAUUUAAAUGAAA
Vespa crabro (European hornet) is the source of this 2661-nucleotide messenger RNA. It is a transcript of the gene CaMKI, whose product is annotated as calcium/calmodulin-dependent protein kinase type 1-like. Lineage: Eukaryota; Metazoa; Arthropoda; Insecta; Hymenoptera; Vespidae. Gene Ontology annotation, biological process: protein phosphorylation. The coding region runs from base 957 to 2342 and encodes 461 amino acids. Gene Ontology annotation, molecular function: ATP binding; calmodulin binding; calcium/calmodulin-dependent protein kinase activity. The transcript is spliced from 9 exons. The record is from RefSeq and is a predicted model, not a curated record.